AUGCGUGAUUUUAUUCCUUUCAUACCAGCCUCUACAGAAGGCGUCAGUAUAUCAAUUUGGGAAGCUGCUCUGGAAUCUUGGCUUGCAAAUUUAACAGAAUUACUGAACUUGUCAGAUGAAACCUUUUUACGCGAAAUUAAGGCAAAUACGUCACUUCAACAUUUCAUCGAACGAGUACUAGAAGAACAAAUAGAUAACGAAAACACCAUUGACGGCAAACUGUUGCGUUAUGUCUUCUAUGUGUACAACAGGCUGGCCGAGUUAUGUAGUAUGGAUGAUGACUAUUCAAUGCUGAAAUGUCAACCCUUUUGCAACUUUAUUAUUGUGUUUAAUCAAUCCAACACCGAGCAAGUACGACGAAUGACAAAAUUAGUAUUGGGAAAGUAUAGCGACCUAGAAGAAAACAUCAUAUCCAUCAUCAAUUCCCUAGUUCAAACUCUUCAAUUGUUUUCAAACGUACUGGUGACGCCGAUUCCCCAAGAUGUUUUGAUUCGAGGUUAUAUGUCUAUGCAGAUACUACAGACACUAUUGUCAGCAACCUUAUUAGUAGACUCUGUUCAUACUGCCUUCAUCGAACUGGACGCAAUAUUGAUUGAUUCCUAUAAUGAUCUUACGCCUAAUCUUAAAAAAACAGUUGAACUUAGUGCUGAAGCCGCAACCUAUGCCUUUCUGCUUAAGAAAGCAAUUGUGUCUGUUUUCAACACAUAUGUUGAUUAUCAUUACUUCCAACCGCUGGGAUACACUACUUCCUCUAAGAAUCCCAAUCGCCUUAUUAAAGUUUCGACUGCCAAUGAAUCGGUUCUCGAUCAUUUACACCAAAAAAUUCUAGAAUAUGUAGAGAAAAGCGAUCUGAAAACGACGCAGAACGCAUUCGUUGAUGGACCAUUGAUUAUGGAUUGGGAGGUAGAAUAUCACAUCGUUGAAAAGUUGGAUUUCAUUAACCGCGAACUCUUCCAUGGAGAAGAUGAACGUACAAUAUUUCUCAAAUUGAUAAUGGAGCAAGUUCAUGACAGUAAUAAGGGAGAAGAAUCUUGGGGGGACAGCCUUAUUACAGAAGAUGAUAGUGUAGGAUCGGAAACCGCAACACAAAUGGAUACGGAUUUGGAAAACAUGGCCAAAAUAUCACAAAUUCAUGAUCUCUUUCCUGACUUCGGCGAAGGAUUUAUUGAAGCUUGUUUGCAGGCCAAUAAUGGCGAUACUGAAGCUGUAGUGAUGCAGUUAUUGGAAGAUACACUCCCUCCCACUGUCAGCAAUUUGGACCGUACUAUGCAAAGAAAGGCUCUGCCUAAUGAAAUCGCCAGUGUCAGUAGUUUUCAAGAUCUGGAGAAUGAGGAACAAGCGACGGCACUCAAUAGAAAUCAGCCACGUAACGAUGGCAGUAUUUUGUCGACCCGACAUAAUAUUUAUGACAAUGAUGAAUUUGAUGUCUUUAAUCGCAAGAAUAUUGAUACAACGAGAGUCUACGUUGGUAAAAAAGAUAAAGGCACUGCUGAUGCACUUCUUAAAAAUGAACGUCUUACAGAAGAAGAUAAGAAGAAGGUCAUACAACGUGUUGUGGAUAUUUAUGACGACGAAUAUGAUGAUACAUAUGAUGAUAUAAAUGAUGCGGGCAUACCAGCCUCAACUGAGACUGAAGAUACCGAUUCAGCGAUGGAUGUUGUCAAACGAAAACAAGAAGCUGUAGACCCUGGAGUGCAGAAUGAAAGCUUGUUAGUACACACAUUUGUUGAUAAUCCACAGUUGUUUGAACGUGGCGGUGCUGUUCGUAAGUCCGCUGCUCGUGCUGAACUACGAAAGCGAACUUGUAUGUCGGAUGAACAAUUGGAAGGCUGGGCAAUUAUGUUCAAGCGGAAUCCACGUAAACAACGAAUUCUUGACAAAUACAUGCUUUUCGAUGGGCAACAGGAGCAAGUAUCAGAAAAAACUACUGAAAAACAACGACAAGCAGGCAAAGAAGACGCUAAAAGAAAUGUUGUGUCUGAAACAAAGGAUCAUGCUUUCAAGCAGAAAAACAAGGCUCGUUUUGCAAACCAUAAUCGAAAAGCACAAAGGGAUAGAAAAAUCGCCAAAGCAGCUCCUUCUUCUAACUAG
Molecule: messenger RNA, 2091 nt
Organism: Mycotypha africana
Lineage: Eukaryota; Fungi; Mucoromycota; Mucoromycetes; Mucorales; Mycotyphaceae
Exons: 2
Coding region: 1-2091 (696 amino acids)
Molecular function (GO): ubiquitin binding
Source: RefSeq, a predicted model, not a curated record